AUGAUGUUUGUUCUUGUAAUAAGUCUUUUUUCUGUUACUCUGACAAUACUGGCUUUCCCUAAUGAUGGAACCUUAGUUCAUACUGAAAGAGGGAUAAUUCGGGGGCAUAUUCUCAAAAGUGAAAAGGGAAACGACUAUUACGCUUUCCAGGAAAUCCCGUAUGCUGCUCCCCCAAUUGGAGAAAAUAGAUUUCAACUUCCCAAACCUCCAAAAGCUUGGUGUGGAAUCUUAAAUACAACCAGAAAUACCAAAAUUUGCUACCAGACUUUUGUUAGGUACAGUAACUUAGAAAUUAGCGAAGACUGUCUAUAUAUAAACGUAUACACUCCUCAAAAACCUGGAUCUGCUCAUCUUCUACCCGUGCUACUCUGGAUACAUGGGGGAGCUUUCCGAAACGAAUCCAGUACUUAUGAGUACUUCGGUCCGCAGUACAUUAUGGAUCAUGGUGUUGUUGCGGUUACUUUCAACUACAGAUUGGGACCAUUUGGAUGGGUGGGUACAGAGGACGGCGUGAUUCCAGUUAAUCUCGGUUUAAAAGACCAGCGAUUUGCUAUAGAAUGGGUCCACAGAAAUAUUCAUCUCUUCGGUGGAAAUCCAAAGCAUGUUGUGUUGGACGGUGAAAGUGCUGGAUCGAUAGCUAUAGGGUAUCACUUAAUGGGACCAUGGGAGGAAGGAAAACAGCUCUUCCACGGAGCUAUCAUGCAAAGCGGAACACCAAUUGCCGGACUAUUACUACAAGAUUUAGACAUUACAACAGCAACUGCCUUGCAAUUGGGUCGAAGAGUAGAUCCAUCGUUUGCGUCCAACGAUACUAAGGAACUUCUUGAACUACUUCAGAACGCUGAUGCCCAUGAUAUUAUUUACUCUGGUAUAUCUGGCGGCGUUACCAUAGAAGAGUGCGGUCCAUUUUCCUACCAAGCCUUUCAAGCGUUUUUGGACGAAAACUACAAAAAAGUUCCUGUUUUAAUUGGAAUUAAUUCAGAAGAAUGGGGCGCCCUAGCUUUAGAUACCAGUGAACAAUAUUUAGAAGAAUUAGAUAACAAUCCUAGUGAACUGGUCUUUCCAAGGCUUAAUGUAUCUCCAGAAAACAGACCAAUAGCUGGAGAAUUGUUAAAAGAAUUAUAUACACACAAUACAACCUUUGCUGGAAAUUUGGGGUAUUUCAUAAGGUUUGAAAGUGACCAGUUGUUCACCACAGCAACAUGCAAACAAGUUGAAUUAGCAUCUACGGUAGUUCCGUAUUACCUGUACCAGUUUUCUUUCAAAGGAUAUUUAGGAGAAAAUAUGCACAUACUACCAAGGUUGCCACCAGGUUGUGAGAAGGUUGUUCAUGCUGAAGAAUUUCACUAUAUGUGGGAUGAUGGCAAUAACACUGACCUAAGUAAAUUCGCUGAACCAGAGCGUUUAAUGUUACAUCAAUUCGUCGUUAUGUGGACAAAUUUCGUUAAAUAUUUUAAUCCCACACCUGUACAGGAUCCUUUGUUAUAUAAUUUCACCUGGUUACCUUCGGAGCCCGAAACUCUUCGAUAUAUAAACAUCAACACAACAUUUGAAAUGCGUGAACAGCCAAGACAAUAUCCUCAAGUAAAGCAGAUAUUAGAAAAAUAUAUGGAACCACCUUACAAUGUAUUUUCAUAAAAAUUCAUAAAUAAUUACUAUAUUAAAAUCUUUUAUAUUAAGUUUUCCUUAUUUUAAGUGUAUGAUAAAAGAUAAUAAAAUGUUUUAUAU
Molecule: messenger RNA, 1728 nt
Organism: Diabrotica balteata
Lineage: Eukaryota; Metazoa; Arthropoda; Insecta; Coleoptera; Chrysomelidae
Source: the annotation of a GenBank genome assembly